AUGGAUCUCAAAGACACACCGCAGUCUCACCCGUUUCCUGACGCUGAAGAGAAUGUGAGCAGCAGCAGCAGCAGCAAUAGCAGCAGCAGCAGCAGCAACGACGGUUCGGCAGCAGCAAAGGUCAUGCCAGCCGACGGCAGCGCAGCAGCAGCUGCUGCUGCUGCAGCUGCUGCUGCUGCAGCAGCAGCAGCAAUAGCAGCAGCAGCAGAAACUACUAUAAACAAAUCAUCAGGAAGCUUCGCUGCAUGCGGUUUGCAUUCGGGUGUGCAUGCACCUCCGCGGCCUCACAGCAGCAGCAGCAGCAGCAACAGCAGCAGCAGCAGCAGUACGCUGCAGCAAGACGGCGGCUCGCUUGUGCAGGAAACGCCAGAAGGCCCCACAACCCCCGAAGUAUCUGCAGCAGCAGCGGCAGCAGCAACAGGAGCAGCAACAGCAGCGGCAGCAGCAGCACAAGUCCCAGCAGCAGCAGCAGCAAAUGGUGCUGAGCAUGGCAUGCGAGGAGCACGUACCGCCGUAUCGGUGCGUUGCUCAGCAGCAGCAGCAGCAGCAGCAGCAUCAACAGGCAAUGCAGCAGAAGCAGCAGCAGGUGAUGGAGGGGUAGCAGACGCAGCAGCAGCAGCAGCAGCAGCAGCACGCGAUGCAGCAACAACAGCAGUAGCAGUACCAGACUGUGAAGCAGCAUCACCAGCCGAUAGUACAGCAGCAACAGCAGCAGCAGCAGCACCCGCAGCAGCAGCAGCAGCAACAGCAGCAGCACCCGCAGCAGCAGCAGCAGCAGCAGCAACAGCAGCAGCUGAGCCUUAUCCCCGUAAGUCUUGUAGAGAAGCAGCAACUCUAUCUUUGCUGCGAGAGAGUCUAUGUCUAAUGCUCAGCGAUCUGUUAGAUAUUUGCUCCGCUCGCCUCUGUUAUUUGCUGACGCCGCAGCAGCGCAGCAGAUUCACAGAGCCCUUAAAAGCACAUGCAGCACAUAUUCAGCGGACACAAGACGAGCGGGAUCUGUUGGGUUAUAUGAAGUUAUACUUUGACGAUUAUGUUAUAAAUAAAAUAUAUCCUUCAGAAGACAGCUGCUUCGCUCGUGUCUUAGCUUUGCUUGAAGCUUUAGCUGCAUGUCUGCCUCCUGUACGGGGCUGCAUGCAGUCUGCUAAACCAUAUAAAUAUAUAUCUUUAGGAGCAGAAACUAAUGCAGACAGCACCGACUUAUUCGCGAGCAUAUCUACAAACCUUCAUAAACACCAGCAACAGCAGCAGCAGCAGCAGCAGCAGCAGCAGCAGCAGCAGCAGCAGCAGCAGCAGGUGCAGCAGCAGCAGCAAAAGGACGAGGAAGGGAUGCGCGAUGGCAUGCAACGGGAAUCCCAGCAGCAGCAGCAACAGCAGCAGCAGCAGCAGCAACAGCAGCAGCAGCAGCAGCAGGAAGAGGGAUGGUCUCAGGGUAUUCAAACAAAUUUGCUGCAGCGCGGACGUCAUCGCAGCAGCAAAAAAAGAAAGUGCAGCUAA
Eimeria acervulina is the source of this 1494-nucleotide messenger RNA. RefSeq lists its product as hypothetical. Gene Ontology annotation, biological process: regulation of transcription by RNA polymerase II. Lineage: Eukaryota; Apicomplexa; Conoidasida; Eucoccidiorida; Eimeriidae. Gene Ontology annotation, cellular component: nucleus. The transcript has 4 exons. Bases 1 to 1494 code for a protein of 497 amino acids. The record is from RefSeq and is a predicted model, not a curated record. Gene Ontology annotation, molecular function: transcription cis-regulatory region binding.